AUGAAAUCCCUGUGUUGCGGCACCACAAGCUCUGGGACGCCGCUCAUACGAAAACUGCUCCAGCUGCUCAUCAAGGUUGGCUGCUUCACCGGCUGCGCGUUUCAGUCGUCGAAGAUUGUCCAGUCGUACUUUGAUCAUGGUUCAUCUGUCGUCACUUCGGAUGUUGCUCGCCAGGGGAUAGUCUUUCCGUCCGUCACAGUUUGCGUGGAUGCGUGGACGAACAAGACAAGACUUUGCGAGCUCAAAGGAAAAUGUACCAGAUCGUCUAUGAGAGUCGUCGUAGCCGGCUUUGUCCAAACAUUCGAUCUAGAGCUCAGGAACAAGACGGCAUUCGAGCCUCACGAGCUCUUCAGCUGCAAAAUGCGCUCAAAAGCGGGCUGCAAUGAUUUCGACUGCUCGCGCAUGAUGAAGAUGACGUUGUUUCGAAGGCCCUUGCAGAAGUGCUACACGUUGGACCUGAGCCAGCCCGCCGAGAAGAACGAGCAGGCGCUGCUGUGCAAGGAACAGUGGAAUUGGGAACUUCGCCUGGAGUCUAAGCUGAACGCAAGCAACAGCCUGAUCUUCAUGCGCACCGACCUGUUCCCGCUGAUAGUCAAGGCACCGUCCACCGCGCCAUUCGCUACGCUGACCCCAAUUGCGGCGCAGACCGGACGUGACAUCACAGUCACCAUGAAGCAGUCUUGCGUGCAAGAGUGCCAAAUGAAAGUGGAAAUGACUGUCUGCGGUUGCAUCACCUCCACGCACGAGUUCGCUGACUUCGCAAACCUUCCUGUUUGCGUGGAUUUCGCUAAAGGUACGAAUGAUCUCGACGAAGUCAUGUCAAUAUUUUGCGGCUUGUGCGCAGGUUUCGAGUACUGCAGGGACGUCGUCUAUCGCACCCGCGAAUACCGCAACUGCCUCAACAUCUGCGGGCCCCCAUGCGAAGAAAUAACCUACGACGUCAGGCUUUCCAGUGACACCGAAUACAUCUCUGGAUCUCCGGAGGAUAAGAUCCGGUUCGCAGUCACGUUGAAGUUCGCCUCUGAUUCGAUGGACCUCAUGGAACACCACCCAAUGAUGUCGAAACAAAAGAAAACAAAAAAAGCCCUCGAGAUCUCAUGGGCAGCCGCGCCGGCGCUCAGAGACAGCCGGCGAGACAGCAGCAAAUACAGAACGAGUUCGUGGAAGACGUGGGGGGGACGGGAGGGGUAUAGCCGUGUGCCCGAUCGGAUGUGCACGCUCUCGGCCGGGCAAAGAAGCAGGCAGGGCCCGGUGGCGCGGCGGCAGCUCUACUGCUGCUGCUGCUGCUGCUGUUGCUGCAGCGUCGCCGUCCAUCGAUUUGCGCAGGUCAUCGAAGUGCUCGCCUACUUGGGCGGCACCGUGGGCACUUGGCUGGGCUGCAAUCUCCUCUCGCUGCUCUCCGACUUCGGCAAUUGGCUGCUCGCAUCGAUCGACCGACUCACGCGCUGCACACUCGGGCGCACACGGCGCGGCGGAGCGGCCGUGCGACGGCAACACGCCGCCGCCACCGUCGCCGCUGCUGCUACUGCUGUGGCGCGGCUGCGUUCCACAGCAGCCACGGCGCGCUAA
This is a messenger RNA of Dermacentor silvarum, 1569 nucleotides long. RefSeq lists its product as uncharacterized. The transcript is spliced from 12 exons. NCBI's taxonomy places the organism in Eukaryota, Metazoa, Arthropoda, Arachnida, Ixodida, Ixodidae. Gene Ontology annotation, cellular component: membrane. The coding region runs from base 1 to 1569 and encodes 522 amino acids. Gene Ontology annotation, biological process: sodium ion transport. The record is from RefSeq and is a predicted model, not a curated record. Gene Ontology annotation, molecular function: sodium channel activity.